This is a messenger RNA of Phoenix dactylifera (date palm), 5175 nucleotides long. The record is from RefSeq and is a predicted model, not a curated record. NCBI's taxonomy places the organism in Eukaryota, Viridiplantae, Streptophyta, Magnoliopsida, Arecales, Arecaceae.
UCGAAGGAUGGGUUUGGAUUCUUCUUUCCCUAUUGCUAAUUCUUCAACUUUUCCCUCAUUUUUUGUUGCGUUUUGGCAAGAUUGCAAUUUUUGGGCUAUCUUGUUGGUGGUUUAGUGUAAAUGUUGGGUCUUUAGUGCUUGCUGAGGUUUUAAUUCUUAUAUUUUGUUCUGAUUCUAAUUGGUUCAAGGAAUAUUUUGUGCAUUGCCAUUCUAAAUCUAUUCUCUUUUUUGACUAUAUGAUCAAUAGCGACCUGGAUACGAGCUAGUUUCUCUUGGAAUGUAGAUAUUUGUGUAAAAGUUUAAUAUUUUACUUCCUUUCAGGUUUUUGAAUUUAUGGUUUUGGAGAAACAUGCAUUGGAGAGUGACUUUUAAGCAUGCAUGCAUACAUGCACCCAUGCCUACUUUAGAAAAAUUUUGAUGAUUCAUGAAUUAGUAACACUAUUUUUGCUUUAAAAAAAAAUCAUGUCAAUAGAAUAUAAAAAACAAUAUUUAUACUAGACAAAAGCUUAUUCAUAAAAUUAGUCCAUCCUGAGGAUCAACAAACCACCCAAACUUAAAUACAGUGCAAUUUCAAUAUUAUCUACUAAAACACUAUAUGAGUUUGGUUGUGUUCACUUGAGCAAGGUUGAAAAUAGGUUACUUUGCAGGCCUUGAUUGUAAAAAUAUGGGUAAAGUUUAGGUUUGUUCGAGUUGAUACCCUUGCAAAAAAUAUCAGUUAGUCUUUGAUUGGAUUGGACAAACUGACAUGCUAUUGGAAUUUGGAUUGCAGUCAAAUACCCAAUUUAUCAACCUAAAGUUGAUCCAAAAUUACAUUGGGUUGACAUUGAGCAUAACCCAGGUUAGUUAUAUAUCAACUUAAUUCAGCCUAAAUUGCAAAUUGGUUGGAUUAGGAUUGGGUAAACUUGGCCAAAGCUGCACUCUUGUGCAAGCAUAUUGGAUUAACACGUUUUAUAGGCUAGCAUCCCUGGCUUCUCAUGCAGUUCACCUCUCAACAACUCAGCCAUCUAACCACCAUUACUCGGCUAAAUUUUUAAUUUUAAAAUUUAAUAUUAUCAUAUAUCUUGAAUUUUAUUGAGGCUUAUGAAUGAGAUUUCUUAUUGUGAAGAGACCAUACAUUCAUGAGCAGGCGAAUCUCUUCAAACUUAGUAGUCCAUGGGGUUUACAUGUCCAAGAGAAAUGUAAGGAUUGAUUCCUUUGGAACCAAGUAGACCUUGAUGCAUUGGUUGAUAUAUCAUCGCCAUUGUAAGAAUAUUGUAUAGGAAAGAGCAAUGCCUAAUCUUAAAACCUCUGUAAUUUAAUUUCUUCAGAAAACUAUCUAUUCCCACCUCCUAGUGUCAGAAAAAUAACAAGAACAUUCUUGUCUUUAUCUUUUUACUUAUGAGAUGGGUAUUUUUAAAAACAUUAUAGUCCUUUCUAAUCUCAAUAGUAAAAAAAGAUCGAUGCGAUUAGGACCAGCCGCUAUUUUUUUGAAAAAAGAAAAUCAUGCAUGGCAUGCGUCAACAUCUUCCUAAUAUUAAAAAUAGUAAGAGAAUCUGGUGUUCAGAUCUUAUGAAUAGAAAAUAUUAAGGAAAAUUUUCUAAUGCAUCAUCAACUAAUAGCUCCUUGGAAAAAAUAGCUUAUUCAAUAUUUGAAAAAAAAGGAUAGGAUUUUGGUGGUAAGCUUGAUAAAUUGAUCCUAUAGUGAGAGGAUGGAAGUAUUACUGUGGACAGAGAAGGAAACAUGCAAGAUUCCAUAGCAAUGAGACAGUCAGAGUUCUUUGACAAUGGAAAUCCCUCUAUUUUGUAAGGAAAAAUUCUUCUAGGUCCAAAUUCUUCGCAACCAAGUUGGCAUUUCCAUGUGAGGGAAGAAAUGGAGUGUUCUUUGGAGAGGAUUUGCACUAAGAAUAGAGUUGGCCACUUUUGUCUAUUAGAACACCAACUCUUGCAAUUAAAUGCAAUGGAAAGAGUACAAUUGGGUCUAACAUACCAACUCUAGAUUGAAUACUUUCCGCAUAUGAACCAAUUCUAGAAAUGAUGGCAGUCACGUAUGGAAUCUGAGGUUAAUAUUCAUUUUCAUUAAUGAGUCACAGAGAUAGUUGAGAGAUUUGGGAGUUGAUUGCAGGAUUUAGAGAGUUGGAAGUUGAUUAAAAGACAAGGAUAUUAUGACUAGAAGAGUAAUUAAUGUGGGAGGCAUGCUUUGAGACAAACUCUAGCUAUUCUACAGAGCAUUUUGGGAAAGGGAUAUUUUGCGAAUAUGAGCAUUUCACACAGAAGAAACAUUGGCACAUUUAUAUAGUUUUCAAGAUAUAUAUUAUACACACACAUUUACAUAUACAUAUGUUAUAUUAAUUUAGGUUGAAUUUGGAAAUAGGGAGUGUGUCAUUCAACUUUUAUGAAGUUCUUAUAUCAACCAUGUUUUUAUUUUGUAAAGCACAGGGAGCAUGGAAAGGAUCGGCCAUGGAGGCAAUAAAGCACGCGAGUGGGGCAAUAGCGGGCGUUGAACAAGGUGAGGUAGAGAUUUUGCGGUUUAGGGGAUCAUUGGCUUGUGGGCCAUUGACAUUGUCAGAGGGGCCAAUUAUAGCUAGCUACUAGAGGAGGCGAUGUGCAUGGAAGCUAUAAGGAGAUUGAGAGAGAUUAAAAGGAUGUCCAAAGGUUUAAGGAAUUAUUCUAUUCUAGAUGGAUAGCAGUGCAUGGGCGAAGGAGGAUAACCUAGGAAAAGGAUAUUAUGGUUAGCACAAAUAGAGACAUAAUUUAUUGCUUCAGAAGCAUAGAAAACAACUCUUGCCAUAUCAACUUUUUUGUACACAUGACCCGUUCCAUAUACACUAUUAGGUGGCCUAAGAAGUAGAAGUAAAAUGGUCAACAAAACAAGGGGUCGGGAAUGAAAUUUCUGCUUAAAAGGUUCUGAACAUAAAUGAUAAUUAAACUAGGGGGCAUAAAUAAAUUUCUCUUAGAAUUUUCAAGGGUUGUUUGGUUGCCAUUUGCUUUCAUUUAAUUUAAAAUAAUGCAGAGAUUUUAUUUUAUCUACUUCUUUAAUAGCAUUGAUAUCAUGCUUCCUUGUAUGGAAGAGUCAAGAUAUUUCUUAGGUCAUAUCGCUUGAACUUUGUCGGGACGUGGUGGUUUAUAGGGUUGCUGCCAUCAGAGAUAUGGAUGUUGGGCAUGUGUUGGUCGAUGAACUGGUGAAGGAAAACCGUCAAACAGUUCUUGGCUCAAAAAGUUGGAAAGUGAUACCGACGGAGACACCGAGGUUUAGAUAACACUAUCGAUCUUUUAUGCUAGAGAAAGGAGAGGAAAGAAAUAUAGUUUUCUUGAGGAAAUCAUUCUUGAGCAAAGACCAUCGUUGUUCUAUCAAUUGCACCCGUUGGGGAAAAAGCCUUUUGUCAAGGAAAUCGCCCAUGGCAGAGGAAUUUGACAAUUCUUCGAAUGAUGAGGAAUUUCAGAGAGGGAAGCGUAGGAAGCUGGGGGGGGUAUACGGGAGGUUUCAAAGGGCAUUGCAGUCUCAUGAUUGGGAUCUUGCUGAGAGCUUGAUUUUGUCAAUUGAUCUACAAUACCGUAACAUUGGGCUUUGUAUGGCAGUAAGUACUAUUUGGUUUCUAUACACUCAACAAGAUUUGGCUAAAGCUACUCAGUUGAUAAAAAGGAUCGUCUCAAAUGGAGCGCAUGAUUUCACAAAGGUGACUUGUCAGACAUCUUUUCUUGCAUCGUGCGUUUUGGCUACCCUAAAUUGCAUGAUGAACUUUUCAGAUACCAAAACCGGCAUGAUUGAGAGGGUGAAAGAACACCUCCAAGCAUAUGAAGGUGCUGUGCCUAUGAAGGCCAAGUGGAGUGUCAAUCUUGAAAAAUUCAUUUCUUGGGCAUUUUAUCUGAUCGAAUUCCAUAGGCGCAAUCAAGGAAAUAGGGACAAAGAUAUCCAAUCAAUCUUCGAAACCCAGCUACAAUUGUCAGCAUUUAAGACUUUUUUGAAUAUUGCUAGAGAAAACAUUAUGGGACAGAACUUUGGUCUGGCCUUUGAUGCAGCCUGCUUUUCACUCUCUCUCUUGUCCAACUCAGUUAACCAUGGCUGGUCAUCUGGAGUAGCAAGAGAUGCAGUACUGGAGUUACUAGGUUUCUUGGUGGAGGGGAGUGUGGAAAUUGUCAACCAAUGCUUUAUGAAAGCUGCUCGAUUUGGGAGCACAGAACUUGUAAGCAUUUUAUUGCAGAUAGCUCAAGCUAGAGGUUUGCAUGUGAAUGUCAAUUUUGCCCUUUUUGCUGCCUCUGAAUACUCUCACAUCAACACCAUGGAGUGUCUCGUCACAGAGGGGCAUGCAACGUACUUCUUCGGGCCCCUGAUGACAGCUGCCAGGAGUGGUUGCAUGCCAGUUGUCCAGUGGUUUGUCAAGCGAGGAUGUACUGAGAUGGAGCUCUGUUAUGCCCUCACUGCUGCCACUUCAAACAACCAAGUUGCCAUCAUCAGCUACCUCCUCCAAUGCAUCCCCCAACAGAUGCUCAACCUUUUCAGCUUUGAGAUCCUGAAGUCUGUGGGGGAGGAGAGGCCUGACUCCUUCGAAGGUGUUAACUUUCUUCUUAGUUCUGAUUUUCUCAGAGACCCUAUUGCAACGUAUGCAUUUGCCAACAGACUUGCAACAUCAAAUGAGGAGGCCAUCACACCUGAGCUGAAGGUUUUUUUACUUGAACAUUGGUCCGCGGAGGCAUUUGUUGAGGGAAUGAGAGCUGGAGAGGUCCAUUAUGUGAACUUGAUGAGGAUUCUCAGGAGAGGCAAGUCGGAGAUUUGUCUGAGAGAGUUGCCGCCACCACUGGUAAUUGUUAUAGCAUACCUGCCAUUGUACAGGGAGUGUUUGGCAUCCAGUGGGUCAUUGCUACCUCAGAGGCUGAGGGGGGAGCUCAUGGUGGCGGCGAGGAGGCUUAGCAAUUGGGCAGUGGAUGAAAUGAGCGAGAAGAGAGAGCUUUUAGAGAUCUUGCAGCAGCACAUGCCAUGUUUCUGAUUCCCUGGACAGCAUUUGGUUCAAAUUUAUCUUUUGAUCUCAUGGAUUUGGUACAGUUCCUUGAGGGUUUUAUUUGACAAUUUAAAGAUAGAGUUGUAAGAGUUUUGUCUUAAUCUAGUCUGAAGUUUAUUGUAAUGGCAGUGCUAUGUCUGACAGUUCAAAACAGUCUUAUGUGGUUUUUCUUUCUUAAUCAUAUUAAUCAUUUUGUCCGAAAA